GGAGGCUGGAGUGGCGCGCACAACUGCUUGGGCCAAUCGCUUCGGAUCGCGCGGGACCCCGGGAGUGGAGUCGGAGCUGCGGAGGAGCUCGAGCGCGUGAGUCAGCCCGGCGGAACCAUGGUGGGCCAGCUGAGCGAGGGAGCCAUUGCGGUUAUAAUGCAACAGGGAGAUACAUCCAUAAAACCGGUUCUCCAAGUCAUUAAUAUCCGCCCCAUUACUACAGGGAACAGUCCACCCCGUUAUCGAUUGCUUAUGAGUGAUGGAUUGAACACUCUAUCCUCUUUCAUGUUGGCAACACAGUUGAACCCUCUUGUUGAGAACGAACAAUUGUCCAGCCACUGUAUUUGCCAGAUUAACCGAUUUAUUGUGAACACUCUGAAAGAUGGAAGGAGAGUAGUUAUUUUGAUGGAACUAGAAGUUUUGAAAUCAGCUGAAGCAGUUGGAUUAAAGAUUGGCAAUCCAGUACCCUAUAAUGAAGGACAUGGGCAGCAGCAGGUUGUUCCUACUCCUGUGUCAGCAACCAGUCCACCAACCAGCAAGCCCCAGCAACAGAAUGGAAGUUCAGGAAUGGGUUCCACCGUAUCUAAGUCUUUUGGUGUCUCAAAGACAUUUGGAAAAGCUGGAAAUACUAACCUCAUGAACAGUCCCGGGGGAACACAGUCCAAAGUGGUACCCAUUGCCAGCCUUACCCCUUACCAGUCCAAGUGGACUAUUUGUGCUCGAGUUACCAAUAAAAGUCAGAUCCGUACCUGGAGCAAUUCCCGAGGGGAAGGAAAGCUUUUCUCUUUAGAACUGGUUGAUGAAAGUGGUGAAAUCAGAGUUACUGCUUUCAACGAGCAAGUGGACAAGUUCUUUCCCCUUAUUGAAGUGAACAAGGUUUAUUAUUUCUCAAAAGGCACCCUAAAGAUUGCUAACAAGCAAUUCACAGCUGUUAAAAAUGACUAUGAGAUGACCUUCAAUAAUGAGACAUCUGUCAUGCCCUGUGAAGAUGGUCAUCAUUUACCUACAGUUCACUUUGAUUUCACUGGGAUUGGUGAACUAGAGAAUAAGUCUAAAGACUCACUUGUAGACAUAAUUGGAAUCUGCAAGAAUUAUGAAGAUGCCACUAAAAUCACAGUGAAAUCUAAUAACAGAGAAGUUUCUAAGAGAGAGAUCUACCUGAUGGACAUGUCAGGGAAGGUGGUGACUGCUACUCUGUGGGGAGAAGAUGCUGAUAGAUUUGAUGGUUCUAGACAGCCCGUGAUGGCUAUCAAAGGAGCCAGAGUUUCUGAUUUUGGUGGACGGAGCCUCUCUGUACUGUCUUCAAGCACUGUCAUUGUGAAUCCUGACAUCCCAGAGGCCUAUAAGCUUCGUGGAUGGUUUGACUCAGAAGGACAAGCCUUAGAUGGUGUUUCCAUCUCUGAUCUAAAGAGUGGAGGAGUAGGAGGGGGCAACACCAACUGGAAAACCCUGUAUGAGGUUAAAUCAGAGAAUCUGGGUCAAGGUGACAAGGCGGACUAUUUCAGCUGUGUGGCAACAGUGGUGUAUCUCCGCAAGGAGAGUUGUAUGUACCAGGCCUGCCCAACUCAGGACUGCAACAAGAAAGUGAUUGAUCAGCAGAAUGGAUUAUACCGCUGUGAGAAGUGUGACAGUGAAUUUCCCAAUUUCAAGUACCGCAUGAUCCUGUCAGUAAAUAUUGCAGAUUUUCAAGAGAAUCAGUGGGUGACUUCUUUCCAGGAGUCUGCAGAGGCUAUCCUCGGACAAAGUGCUGCUUAUCUGGGGGAAUUAAAAGAGAAGAAUGAGCAGGCAUUUGAGGAAGUUUUCCAGAACGCCAACUUUCGAUCUUUCACGUUCAAGAUCAGGGUCAAACUGGAAACCUACAAUGAUGAGUCUCGAAUUAAGGCCUCUGUGGUGGAUGUGAAACCCGUGGACUACAGAGAAUAUGGCAGAAGGCUGAUCACGGCCAUCAGGAGAAAUGCCGCGCAGUAAUGUGAGAAAAGCAGUGCUGAUUGGGCAGAAGUUUGAAAAUAAAGAGCUGAAAUGCAAAUGAUUCUCUUCCCGCAUCCCCACCCCCUGCCUUCCAUGUAACAUUUCCACAUUAGCUGCACAAUGCAUCGAGGCUCUUGGAACACACUGGGAGGCAAAGAGAAAAUAAUGCUCUGAUGUCUGGACAUCAGCUGUGUGUGUCAGAUGUAGGGAGUCAACCAGCAGGUCGUGUGGUACCAAACGCUCCUUCUCUCUUCAGGCUUUUGUCAGUUUUGUUAAUAUUUCAUCAUCUUUAAGCAGGAAUUAUGUCACAAGUAAUUGACCCUAAAUUGCAGACCGUGAAAUAAAUUAUGUAACUAGUGUGUUCCUUCUCCAGUGGGGACACUUUUGCAUCUCGGGUUCCUUCCUGAGGCAGAGAGCUGAGAAGAGGUUACAAAAUGGAACCUGGGUAUUUUAGUAAGUGUGUCUUCCUAGAAUUCAAAGGCUCUCUCUUUCUAGAGGUGCCACAUGGUUGUUAAUGCUUGGAAUGGCAAUAUGGUAGAAUUCUUAAUCAAAGACAUAUCUUUUAUAUCUGAAGAAUAUCCUUCCUUCAGGGUUUAAUAGACUGAGUCAGAUGGGUCUGAUAUUAAUCAAAAUAGUCUCUUCUGAGGAAGGCUGAUAAGCAUUGACUUGCUGUCCCCUAGGGAAAUCCAGGCAACUACAAAGCAUUGCUUUAGUUUUCUCUUCAAUUAAUACUGCAUUUUGGCUUGGAGAAUACACACUUUUUCUACCUGUACAUAUUUCUUGUGUUUGUGUGUUUCAUUUCUUGAUUAAAACUUUGUUAAAUAGAAAGGAUUUUGAAGGGAGAAGCCCUUUGUUUCCCUUGCUUUAUUUUAAUAAACAGUAUCUUCUCUGCUUAUGGAUUCUA
Messenger RNA from Choloepus didactylus (southern two-toed sloth), 2872 nucleotides. RefSeq names its product replication protein A1 (gene RPA1). Gene Ontology annotation, cellular component: nucleus; DNA replication factor A complex. The record is from RefSeq and is a predicted model, not a curated record. Gene Ontology annotation, biological process: meiotic cell cycle; nucleotide-excision repair; double-strand break repair via homologous recombination. Bases 118 to 1968 code for a protein of 616 amino acids. NCBI's taxonomy places the organism in Eukaryota, Metazoa, Chordata, Mammalia, Pilosa, Megalonychidae. The transcript has 17 exons. Gene Ontology annotation, molecular function: damaged DNA binding; single-stranded telomeric DNA binding.